Molecule: messenger RNA, 1445 nt
Organism: Impatiens glandulifera
Lineage: Eukaryota; Viridiplantae; Streptophyta; Magnoliopsida; Ericales; Balsaminaceae
Product: E3 ubiquitin-protein ligase SIS3
Exons: 10
Coding region: 194-1219 (341 amino acids)
Biological process (GO): sugar mediated signaling pathway
Molecular function (GO): ubiquitin-protein transferase activity
Source: RefSeq, a predicted model, not a curated record
CCUUUAUCAGCCCUCGUCUUAAUCGCUCUCUCUGGUUACAGAUUCGAAUAGCAUUUUUGGAAAUUAUCGAAUUUCAGAUACAGCCAAUUUCUGGGUUGAUUUGUGUUCUGGGUUUAACACUUUGAAGACGGGCGAAUGAAGUUUUCUUCAUUGAACACUAUCGUUUAGGGCUUCCAAGUUGGUUCCUUCUUUAAUGGCGACUAGGGGCAUAGAUUUCAAGUGGUACGACGGAUUUUUCUUGUCAAUGCUGGCCACGAGCAUAAUUGUUGUGGCUAUCAAUUGGAAACGUUAUCAUCUAUGUGCACACCCUUUGCAUAUAUGGAUAGUGGUGGACUAUACUGCAGUCUUUGUUUUCCGGCUAUUGAUGUUUGUAGAUAAUGGACUUGCUGCUGGAAUGGGAUUGGAUUUUGGGCGGCAACAGAGAUAUGCUCGUUUUUGUGGAAGAGUUGUGGUUCUUUCUAUUCUUUCUUUGCUGCUUUAUCCAUUUCUCUGGGCUUGGUCGAUUAUUGGUACACUAUGGUUCACUAGUGCAAAGAACUGUUUACCUGAAGAAGGCCAGAAAUGGGGCUUCCUUAUUUGGCUGAUGUUCAGUUUUUGUGGACUAAUUUGUAUCGCCUGCAUGACAAUAGGCAAGUGGUUAAUACGAAGGCAAGCUCACUUAGUGCGAGCUCAGCAGGGCAUUCCUGUUUCAGAAUAUGGGGUUUUGGUUGACAUGAUUAGGGUUCCAGAAUGGGCAUUUGAGGCUGCUGGCCAAGAAAUGAGAGGCAUGGGUCAGGAUUCUGCUACUUACCAUCCUGGACUAUAUUUGACUCCCGCACAGAGGGAGGCUGUUGAGGCACUGAUUCAAGAGCUUCCAAAGUUCAGGUUGAAAGCCGUUCCUACAGAUUGUAGUGAAUGUCCUAUUUGUCUGGAAGAGUUCCGUGUAGGAAAUGAGGUCCGGGGUCUUCCUUGUGCGCAUAAUUUCCACGUGGAAUGCAUUGAUGAAUGGCUUCGUCUGAAUGUAAAAUGCCCUAGAUGCCGGUGCUCAGUCUUUCCAAACCUAGACCUAAGUGCUUUGUCAAAUAUUAUACGUCCUGAAUCUGAGCGUCAUCUAUCUGUCACAACAACUGCCGAUCAAAGCAGAAGCAAUCUUCUCCCGGUUGAUGUCAUUCCUACAGACCUUUGUCUGGAAAUAGCGGAUAAUGAGACCACGCUCUUAGCGAACGAACCAAUGCCUUGAUAAUAUCAUAUGUUACUGUGUAGAACUAUAAAUGGGUUGUAUAGUUUAGUUGAUGUGACAUGAGCUUACUGUUUGUUAAGAAAUGAAAUGUUCCAUUUUGUGCAUAAAACAAGAAGAUUAUAAUGUUUUGAGUAAGAAAUGUGGAAGUUAAAUGAAUCCACUGGAUUGGUUUCUUGGAAUUGUAAAAGGAAAAAAAAGAGAAGUUGUCUUUUUGUUUUGUUUCUUG